CGCUGCUCUGCCGAGUCUGAGCCCGCCUUCCAGGUUAAUUCAGGAGAUUCCUGAAGUUUGGCCGAACUGCAAGAAAACACUUGCAAAACAAUAAUACUGUGAAGUUUAUUUUAAAAAGAGAUGAAAUAUUACCUAUCGCUACUUCCUAGAGCAUUUGUAGAUGGAAACAGAACAAACACAUAUUAAGACGCUAGCCCUGUGUUCCCCAUCUUUUGGGGGCAUCAGCAGAAGACUGCAGUGGGGAAAAAAAGAGACUCGACUGAAAGGAAAUUAUGUCUGUUCGACUGUUGCUGCUGCUGGUUUUUAGUCUGGAGAUGUUCGGGUGUGAGCUGUCCAAGGAAAAGGCUGGUUCGGUCAUCAGCGCUGCUAAAACGUUGGUGUGGGGACCAGGGCUGGAGGCGGACAUCGUCCUCCCUGCUCGAUUCUUUUACAUACAGACGGUGGACAGCUCAGGGAAAAAUUUAACAACAUCACCAGGUGAGAAGACGUUUGAAGCAAAGAUGGUCUCACCAACGGAGCAGUUCACCAGGAUCUGGAUUCAGGUUCUUGAUCGUCGAGAUGGGUCGUUCUUGGUUCGCUACAGGUUGUAUGCCACCUACACUGACCUGCACAUCCAUGUUCUGCUGAAGGGCAAGCAUGUUGCAAAGUCACCUUAUAUUCUCAAAGGCCCAGUCUACCACGAGGGCUGUGACUGUCCUCAGCCGAGUGGUUCUGUUUGGGAGAAAAACAUGCACUGCCCUGAGUCCUUUGCCCAGAUAACCAGGGACCUGUCUCUCCAUCCAAGUGUUGAUCCUGAUCAGAAUGCACAGGAGAUCCCCAAGCGCUUUGGACAGCGGCAAAGCCUCUGUCAUUACACAAUCAAAGAAAACAAGGUCUAUGUGAAAACCUUUGGAGAACAUGUUGGUUUUAGAAUCUUCAUGGAUGCCAUCCUACUCUCCCUCACAAGAAAGGUACGGAUCCCUGAUGUUGAGUUCUUUGUAAAUCUGGGCGACUGGCCCCUGGAGAAGAGGAAACCCACUGAUAAGCUCCACCCUAUCUUUUCCUGGUGUGGCUCAAACAGCACCAGAGAUAUAGUCAUGCCCACUUACGACCUGACUGAGUCGGUCCUUGAGACCAUGGGAAGAGUGAGCCUGGACAUGAUGUCGGUUCAGGCCAACACAGGGCCGCCGUGGCCGGAGAAGAACACCACAGCCUUCUGGAGGGGGCGGGACAGCCGUCAGGAGCGCCUGCAGCUGGUCAAGCUUUCCAGAGCUCACCCCGACUUUAUAGAUGCUGCUUUCACCAACUUCUUCUUCUUCAAACAUGAUGAGAGUCUCUACGGCCCGCUGGUCAAACACGUCUCUUUCUUUGAUUUCUUUAAGUACAAGUAUCAAAUAAACAUUGAUGGCACAGUAGCAGCAUACCGUCUGCCGUACCUGCUGGCGGGAGACAGUGUGGUCUUAAAGCAGGAUUCUGGCUACUAUGAGCAUUUCUACAACGAGCUGCGACCGUGGGAGCAUUACAUCCCCAUUAAAGCAAACCUGGGCGACCUGCUGGAAAAGAUCCAGUGGGCCCGAGAUCAUGAUGAAGAGGCAAGGAAAAUUGCACUUGCAGGACAACAGCUUGCCCGCAGUCAUUUAAUGGGAGACAGUAUAUUCUGUUACUACUACAAACUUUUCAAGGAGUAUGCCAGACUUCAGAUCACAGAACCUAAGGUUCGGAAGGAUAUGGAGCUUGUAGAGCAACCCACAGACGACUUGUUUCCAUGUUCUUGUGACCGGAGAAUGGAAAAGGAUGAAUUUUGACCUCCCACCGUAGGAAGAGCGAUUCUUCAUAUCUUCAUAUAUUUUUUCAAGUUAUGUUUAUUUGUUUAGUGUUUAUUACACGAAUGUCACUUUUUUAAAUCAAAUUAAAAAUCUUCUUUUUUA
Girardinichthys multiradiatus is the source of this 1907-nucleotide messenger RNA. RefSeq names its product protein O-glucosyltransferase 2 (gene poglut2). The record is from RefSeq and is a predicted model, not a curated record. Bases 273 to 1784 code for a protein of 503 amino acids. The transcript is spliced from 10 exons. Gene Ontology annotation, molecular function: glucosyltransferase activity; protein binding. NCBI's taxonomy places the organism in Eukaryota, Metazoa, Chordata, Actinopteri, Cyprinodontiformes, Goodeidae. Gene Ontology annotation, cellular component: endomembrane system.